Anastrepha ludens (Mexican fruit fly) is the source of this 1786-nucleotide messenger RNA. RefSeq lists its product as uncharacterized. NCBI's taxonomy places the organism in Eukaryota, Metazoa, Arthropoda, Insecta, Diptera, Tephritidae. Bases 1151 to 1615 code for a protein of 154 amino acids. The record is from RefSeq and is a predicted model, not a curated record. The transcript is spliced from 6 exons.
CCCAUUUACACACGGAGACAUCUGGAAGGGAGACACUGGAAAUUCUCUUUUCAUGUCUCAUUCGCGGCCACACGGGCAAAAUUGUUUUCGGCAACAUUUUGACAUUUAAUGCUUUAGCAUCGUCUGGUUCGGAUGUAUUCUAGCACGCGCUUACAUGUAAAGCAGAGAGCGUUCGACAACAGUUUCUUAAAUAUAUGAAUGAAAAAUGCAAACUGGUUAAAUAAUAAAUAAUUUGUUGGUUUUUUUAUUGAAAUAUAUUUAUAAAUUCUUAUACUUGAAUAAAAAAAAUUAAAUUAAAAAUACUUCAUAUGUAAAUAAUUAACUUAAAAUUAAACUGAGUAUCUAGAAAUGCAGGGAAAAAUUAGAAAUCAACAUAAACAUGUCCCAUAACUAUUUUAAAUUAUACUACUUUACUAGCAAAAAUAAUUGUGCAUUUCCCAAGCAGCGUUCGUAUGUUUGUCAUCGUUGUUAUCUUCCGUUUGCUUGAAAACCAACACAUAACUUAGAACUUUCUUCCACGAAAGAAGAAAACGAAUGAAGCAACUGUCAAAAAUUGCUUUAAGAUUGGAAAUACGAAUAAGAAGCACAAAGCGUGUCGCCAGUACAGGAGACAAAUUCCCUUCUCUCUUCCGCGGCCGUCCUUCACCACCGAACAAAAUGUUUCCCUUCCAGAGGAGACAUCGUGUAAAUGGGCACUAAGAAGUAUUGAAAGGAAUUUCUAGCCGCGCUUUCAAACAAAAAGCGCAUCUAGUUAUUCAUAAUUAUUCAUAUUACUCGUGGAAGGCGGUUGUGUUUUUUGUGAUUGUGAAAAGUGUAUUGUGAAAAAAAUCGAGUGUAAAUCAGAAGAUUAUACAUAAAAUAAAAGGAAGGAAAGGAAGGAAAAUAUAACGUGAACUUUAAACAAGAAAUACAAAUUCGAAGGCUUCAAUUUGGGGUGGAAUGUCCCCAUGACGAGCGCUCUGCACCAAAAAAGCCUGCUAUUCCCAAAAAGUUGUCGUCAUCUAAAGGCAGACACGCGGCAAUAAUAGCUGAGUUAAGCGCUAUCCAGAUAUGCCAGGACCAAAUAUUGGCGAAACUGGAUACCGUCGAGACCCGUCAACUGGGCGUUGCUGGCCAAGUAGCUGACAUACAAAGUGCCAUUUUCGAUAAGAUGCCGGAACGUGGUGAGGUGCAAGCGCAAAGUAAGCUGUUGCGCGAAUGCAAAGAGCUGACAGCUAGGGUUCAACAGUCUGUCAGUCGCAUCACCGGGGACGCGGAAAGCGAGGAAUCCAUGGAACUUGCUGCCAUGUUUCCCGUAUUAUCGGUGGAGCAAGUGCAGGCUGUUGAAGCCAAGCUGAUAAAUAAAGCUUACGCCGACGCAAUGAUUGGGCUUCUGGCAAGAUCAAAAGGCACGAAAGGGACGGUUGACGGGGUUAUGCGUUAUCUUUUCACAGAUGACGCCAUGUACAGCUUCAACUUAGAAGGAAGAGCAGGAAAGAUACCACUUCUUAGACUUAAGGCGGUUGAACUUAUAUUUGACCUCUUUUCAGAAAAAACAAAAGAAGAUGUAGAAGGCGCUAUUAGGAAGUAUGUUCGUUUAAGCCACAAUAGGUCUAACCAAAAAAAAAUAUAUUAACAGAAAAACUUCAAAUGUGUAAAUGUGUAAAUAUGUAAAAUCUUUAAAUAUGUAAAAUCUUGAAAUGUGUAAAUGUGUAAAUAUGUAAAAUCUUUAAAUAUGUAAAAUCUUGAAAUGUGUAAAUGUGUAAAUAUGUAAAAUCUUUAAAUAUGUAAAAUCUUGAAAUGUGUA